GGCGCGAAAUCUCUUCAGUUUUCUGUAGAGGCUGAAGUAGGGCAGACAGCGGCUCAGAUAUUUGUCAUUUUAUGAUCUUUUGGGAUAAAAAUUCCAAUUACAAAAACAAUGGCCACUGACGUACUGGACGACAGGGAGAUGAGGGAGGCCCAGCGGGACUAUUUGGACUUUCUGGAUGAUGAACAAGACCAGGGCAUCUACCAAAGCAAAGUACGGGACAUGAUCAGUGAGAACAAAUCUCGACUGAUUGUCAACGUGAACGACUUGAGGAGACGAAACGAGGCCAGAGCAGCGAAGCUGAUGAACAAUGCAUUUGAGGAGUUGUUGGCGUUCCAGCGCUCUCUGAAGGACCUGGUGGCUUCGGUUGAUGCUACUUAUGCCAAACAGCACGAGGAGUUCUUCGUGGGGCUGGAGGGCAGCUUUGGUGCCAAACACGUGAGCCCCCGCACUCUCACGUCCCGCCUGCUGGGGAGCAUGGUGUGUGUGGAGGGCAUCAUUACCAAAUGUUCUCUGGUGCGUCCCAAAGUGGUGCGCAGUGUCCAUUACUGUCCUGCCACCAAGAAGACUCUGGAGCGCAAAUACACAGACCUCACUUCACUGGAUGCCUUCCCAUCCAGCGCCGUCUACCCCACGAAGGAUGAGGAGAACAAUCCUCUGGAGACAGAGUUUGGCCUCUCCAUCUACAAAGACCACCAGACCAUCACGGUUCAGGAGAUGCCAGAGAAGGCACCUGCCGGACAGCUGCCCCGCUCCGUGGACAUUAUCCUGGACAAUGACCUGGUGGACCUGGUCAAACCUGGGGACCGUGUGCAGGUGGUGGGCACCUACCGCUGUCUUCCUGGCAAGAAGGGGGGCUUCACCACAGGGACAUUUAGGACCAUCAUGAUCGCGUGUCACGUCAAACAGAUGAGUAAAGAGGUCUCUCCGACCUUCUCUGCCGACGAUGUGGCCAAGAUCAGGAAGUUCAGUCAGGCACGCUCCAUUAACCCGUUUGACCAGCUGGCACACUCCCUGGCCCCCAGUAUCCACGGACACGAGUAUAUAAAGAAGGCCAUCCUGUGCAUGCUGCUGGGAGGAGUGGAAAAGGUCCUGGAGAAUGGGUCCCGCCUCAGAGGAGACAUCAACGUCCUGCUCAUUGGGGAUCCAUCAGUGGCCAAGUCCCAGCUGCUCCGGUAUGUGCUGCACACAGCCCCCAGAGCCAUCCCCACGACUGGCCGAGGCUCGUCUGGAGUGGGUCUGACCGCUGCAGUCACGACCGACCAGGAGACGGGCGAGCGGCGUCUGGAGGCAGGAGCCAUGGUUCUGGCUGACCGUGGAGUUGUGUGCAUCGAUGAGUUUGACAAAAUGUCCGAUAUGGACCGCACAGCCAUCCAUGAGGUGAUGGAACAGGGCAGGGUCACCAUCGCCAAAGCUGGGAUCCACGCAAGACUCAAUGCCCGCUGCUCUGUGCUGGCUGCUGCUAACCCAGUCUACGGCAGAUAUGAUCAAUACAAGACUCCCAUGGAGAACAUCGGGCUGCAGGACUCACUACUGUCCCGUUUCGACCUGCUCUUCAUCAUGUUGGACCAGAUGGACCCUGAGCAGGACCGUGAGAUCUCAGACCACGUCCUGAGAAUGCACCGCUACAGGGACCCCCGCGAGCAAGAGGGUGCAGCCAUGACUCUGGGCGGGACAGUGGACGUCCUGGCCACAGAUGACCCUGAUGCAGCGGCACAGGAGCAGGAGGAGCUUCAAGUUUAUGAGAAACACAACAACCUGCUGCACGGAGCCAAGAAAAAGAAGGAGAAGAUCGUGAGUAAGGAGUUCAUGAGGAAGUACAUCUGCAUCGCUAAAGCCGUGACUCCAGUGCUGACGGAGGAAGCGGCCAAUCACAUUGCAGAGGAGUACUCUCGUCUCAGAUCACAGGACCAGCUGGGCACUGACAUCGCCAGGACCUCCCCAGUGACGGCUCGUACCCUGGAGACUCUGAUCCGAUUGUCCACGGCUCACGCCAAAGCCCGAAUGAGCAAAGCCAUCGAGCUAGAGGAUGCCGAGGUGGCUGUGGAGCUUGUACAGUACGCUUACUUCAAAAAGGUUCUGGAGAAAGAAAAGAAGCGUUCAAGAAAAGAGCAUGACUCUGGUUCAGAGGAAGAAGAGGAGAUGGGCACUCAGAGCUCACAGAGGACACAGAGGAAGAGGGUGCGCCGUGGCUCUCAAGGCAGUGAGCCCUACAGCCCCUAUGACUUCACUGAAGACCAGGAUGUCCCUGAGAUUCAAGCACGGAGUCCUAAACCACCCAAAGCCAAAGAGCAGCAGGAGGAGCCCAUGGAUGCUACUGCAGAGGGAAAGGAACUAUCAGCAGACAGGCUGAAGGAGUUCAAGUCGUCGCUGUUUGCCGUGUUCCAGUCUGCUCACGCUCAGUCCAUAAACAUGAAGGAGCUGAAGACUGACGUAAACAAAGGGCGGGAGAAGCACUUUAGUGACGCUGAGAUCCGUACCGCCCUCACACGUAUGCAGGACGACAACCAGAUCAUGAUGGCGGAUGACAUUGUCUUCCUCAUCUAGAACUCUUGAAUACAAAAAUCAAGGUCAACUUGCAAAUCUACCACUGCUUUUAGUCUCACCCACAGAGGAUGGAGGUAUUAAAGCUGUAUUGUCACAUCUUCAUAGUGGAAUGAUAUACAGUAUGGUUUUAAUCUUGUCUAACAUGCGUUUGUUCAAUUGCUGUUUUGCUGAAAAUUGUCUUUAAAAGCAUGCAUUCUUGGAAUGUGGUGGCCUCUUCACAAACCUGACCUGUAACUCGGCCUGGAGACGUCUUCUUCUUUUCUCUGGAGAUCAAUGCCAUCCUGUGGAGCAUUCUAGGCAAAGCAAUAACUUCUCCAUGGAGACUAGCAGGUGACAGGCCACCACCAGAAAAUUUACAUGGUGCACUCUUAGGGCAGGUUUCCAUAAGAAGUAGGUAAGAUGCUGGACUUUGGCCAACCCCCACAUUUCCAAGUGAUUUAACAUUCGAUUUGAUUUGAGAACAGAUGUUUGACAAAACUGGUAUUGGAUUAAAUAUAAAAUAUUCUAAUUACAAUUUCACAGCAUUGUGCCACAAUAAUUAAAAUUGUCCCUAAAAGGAAAAUGUAUUCUAUUAAUUUGCCCCAGUCUUUCAGUAAUACUGAGACGACCUCUAUACGGUAGGCUAUAGCAGUGCAUCACUUGAGUCGCCGUCUAGAAAUUCAACAUUCCUGCACAGGUGUCUGUCUGACAUUUUGCCACUGACCUGCACAAAAUUUCUUCCCCUCUCCUUUGUGGGUUGAACAAAAACAUAGAAGCUGUUGUGUCUUUUGAAAAAUCAGAUUUGGCCUUUUUAAUUUUUUUUCCCCUGAAGCUAAGUACCUUUCAUAUGCACCGAGAGCACACAAAUGACUCCCAACUUAAAGUAAUUCAAAAAAGGUGAGCAAUUUCAUAAAGUCUGUAAUAAUGAUAUGACAGUACUGGGUCUGGAUUUGUACAUAAACAUGUUUUGAAUUGUUUUGUGUUUAAAAAAAAUAAAUGCUUUGUUAUUUGUACUU
Messenger RNA from Periophthalmus magnuspinnatus, 3539 nucleotides. RefSeq names its product minichromosome maintenance complex component 3 (gene mcm3). The transcript has 17 exons. Gene Ontology annotation, cellular component: MCM complex; nucleus. Bases 109 to 2544 code for a protein of 811 amino acids. Gene Ontology annotation, biological process: double-strand break repair via break-induced replication; DNA strand elongation involved in DNA replication; mitotic DNA replication initiation. Gene Ontology annotation, molecular function: single-stranded DNA helicase activity; ATP binding; single-stranded DNA binding. The record is from RefSeq and is a predicted model, not a curated record. Lineage: Eukaryota; Metazoa; Chordata; Actinopteri; Gobiiformes; Gobiidae.